GACGUAAUGAUCGUGAUCUUGUUCAAGAACUUAUUCCUGAUGCAAUAAAUAAAUAUAAACAAGAACUAAAACAAAAAGAUCUUAAAAUUACUAUUGAUGAAAAAAAUUUCUUACCUGAUGAUUCAGCUGGUGGUGUAGAACUUUAUGCCAUGGGUGGAAAAAUCAAGGUAUCAAACACGAUUGAAGCUCGACUUUCAAUGAUAUUUAAUCAAAUUCUGCCUGAAAUUCGAGAAAAAUUAUUUGGUGUCAACCUAAACAGAAAAUAUCAUGACUAA
Molecule: messenger RNA, 275 nt
Organism: Adineta steineri
Lineage: Eukaryota; Metazoa; Rotifera; Eurotatoria; Adinetida; Adinetidae
Source: the annotation of a GenBank genome assembly